This is a messenger RNA of Cornus florida, 856 nucleotides long. RefSeq names its product NADH dehydrogenase [ubiquinone] 1 alpha subcomplex subunit 6. NCBI's taxonomy places the organism in Eukaryota, Viridiplantae, Streptophyta, Magnoliopsida, Cornales, Cornaceae. The record is from RefSeq and is a predicted model, not a curated record. Gene Ontology annotation, biological process: response to oxidative stress. The coding region runs from base 123 to 515 and encodes 130 amino acids. The transcript has 2 exons.
UGCCAAAGCCAAAUAUACUUUUACACACAGAUAUAUAGAUGUGUAUGUAUAUAUCUAAAACAAUCACGGUGCUCAUAGUUGUUGUCUCGGAUGUUCUUUUGAUUUGAUUUGGUUGACCGAAGAUGUCGUUUAGGAGUCUUAAGGUUCCGCCGAACUCAGCGACACUGGAGGAGGCAAGGCAUCGGACCUUCGAAUUCUUCAAGACAGCUUGCAGAUCCAUUCCCACCGUCAUGGAUAUCUACAACCUGGACGACGUUGUCGCGCCCUCCCAGCUUCGCUCCACCAUCGCCGCCCAAAUCCGCAAGAACGGCCACGUUAAGGACCCUAAGGUGAUUGAUAUGCUGCUCUUUAAAGCAAUGGAAGAGCUGAACAAUAUUGUGGAGCAUGCGAAGCAGAGGCACCACAUCAUCGGCCAAUAUGUGGUGGGUAAUCAUGGGCUUGUGCAGGAUGUGGGCACUAAGGAUCAGGGCGCUUCCGAUUUCCUAAAGAAUUUCUACAAGACCAACUACUUCUGAACCUUAUUUGCUGGUGAAGCUCUCUUUGGAUUUCGCUUUUGGUUGUAGAAUUCCGAAAUAACGAUGAACUUGAAUCAGUUUAUGUACCUCCCUGUUGGAUAAAGGUCCCUUUGUUCUUCUUCUAAGGUCAUUGUGUUGGAACAAGAUGUUCAUUUCUAAAGAAGCUAUUUUGGUUAUCAGAAUAUAACGUCGAGAAAUUGGGCAUUUUAUUGCUUUAUGAUGAAGCAUGUAGCUUUCUGUGCUGUUGCUUAAUAAGAUCAAAUUCAAUGAGAUGAUUGAGUUUUGUAAAUCCAAUUUGAUGUUUAUUUUCUUGACAGAAGUGUUCUUAUUUGUGUUUGAAA